Callorhinchus milii (elephant shark) is the source of this 2360-nucleotide messenger RNA. It is a transcript of the gene neurl1b, whose product is annotated as neuralized E3 ubiquitin protein ligase 1B. Gene Ontology annotation, cellular component: early endosome. The transcript has 5 exons. Gene Ontology annotation, molecular function: ubiquitin protein ligase activity. The coding region runs from base 111 to 1781 and encodes 556 amino acids. Gene Ontology annotation, biological process: ubiquitin-dependent endocytosis. Lineage: Eukaryota; Metazoa; Chordata; Chondrichthyes; Chimaeriformes; Callorhinchidae. The record is from RefSeq and is a predicted model, not a curated record.
GGUGGGGGGUGGGGGGGGAUAGAUGGACCUUCCCCACCGCAGGGGCACAGGGACGAGUCAGCGCCGCGAGCACCAGCCCCACCGGACUGCGCUGUGAAUGAGACGAAGUGAUGGGAAACAGCGCUCAGAAAACACACUCAGACACGACUCACCAUUCCGGCUCUGGGGUCGCUCGCCAAUAUUACACGCUUCCAGCCAGCAGUCAUGAAAGGCGGGUGCAUCCCACGAUUGCUGAGCCCCCGCGCUUUCACUCUCAUGCCAAAGGCAAGAACAUUCGCCUGGACUCGAACUUUCGAAAAGCCACGCGGAAAAGCAGCUUCUGCAACGGGAUCACCUUCAGCAGCCGCCCCGUCCAUCUGUACGAGAAAGUGAGGCUGCGUCUCUCAGUGGUGCUUCACGGGUGGAGCGGUGCUCUGCGGUUUGGCUAUACAAGUCACGAUCCCUCGCUGAUGAAUUCGGCAGAGAUCCCCAAGUAUGCCUGUCCUGACCUGGUGACCCGGCCUGGCUACUGGGCAAAGGCCUUGCCUGAAAGGUUCGCCCUGAGGGACAAUGUCCUGGCUUUCUGGCUGGACAGACACGGUCGAGUAUUUUACAAUGUGAACGACGAGGAUCCAAUCCUCUUUCAGUGCGGCAUUAAUGUCUCGGGGAAACUCUGGGCGUUGAUCGACAUUUAUGGAAUUACACAAGAAGUUCAAAUGCUCGACAGCAUGUUUGCAGAAACCGUCACGUCCGCGAGGCUCAACGCAGCGCGGUUAAGCAGUUACCUCCCGCAGACCAGUCACGACAACGCCAACUUCAACAACAACGAGCUGGAGAACAGUGUGGUGGUGGCUAAAAUCACCAACCUGAACCUGAGAGAGGUCCAGGCCCUGGCACCGGACAAUCAGGCCUUACCGUGUUGCGCCAACAGGCGUCUCCGCUCACGAGGCUUGCCCUCAGUCCUCGACUCCGAUCUACACUUUCACCUUAUUCGAGGGCCUGAUGUCACCCUGUCACAGGACAGGAUGCGCGCCUGCACAAACUGGCAGGAGAGCAACAGGACUCUGGUGUUUUCUGAUCGGCCUUUGCACACUGGCGAGACCCUAUAUGUGGAGGUGGGUCACUUGGGGCUGCCGUAUUAUGGAUCUCUGCUCUUUGGCGUGACGUCUUGUGACCCGAGCACUCUGCGAGUCAACGAGCUGCCAGCGGAUCCAGACUGCCUGCUCGACCGCAAAGAAUAUUGGGUGGUUUACAGAGGCUUCUCAGUGCCCAACAGUGGCGACGUCCUCAGCUUCACCAUAAUGCCCAACAGCGAGCUUCACCAUCGUGUGAACGGCACAAACAUGGGCAUGUUGAUCUGUGUGGACACCACGCAGUCCCUUUGGGUGUUCUUCAGCUUACACGGAGUGGUGAAUCAACUGAAGAUACUUGGUACCUCCCAGGCCAGCCCUGUGGAUGUCUCUCCCUCAGGUUCCCCAGCUGGUUCUCACUACGACAGUGACUCUGACAUGGCCUUCAGUGUCAACAGGUCAUCAUCUGCAUCAGAGUCGUCACUAGUUACUGCGCCCAGCUCACCUCUCAGCCCUCAGUUCUCCCCGUCUGUCUCUCCACCCGAAGCUCUGAGCAGUAAAAACGGAGAGUGUACGGUCUGCUUUGACAGCGAGGUCGAGACGGUUAUUUACACCUGUGGACAUAUGUGUCUUUGCUAUGAUUGUGGUCUUAAGCUGAAGAAACAGAUCAACGCCUGCUGCCCGAUCUGCAGGCGAGUCAUAAAGGAUGUCAUUAAGAUCUACCGUCCAUGACGCACUCUCUCAACAGGACUAUUUCUUGAUCUGUGUUCUCUAGUUUCAGAAGUAGACUUUUUAUAGAUGGUUAAAAGCUUCCUUUAUCGUUCACCCUGACUUCAGUUAUAAACGUUCACACGGUGUGGCUAUAUUCUGUGACUAUUUCCCCUCAGUCCCUGUUCCGUCUCUCCAUCCUCUGUUCCCCCCUCUCCCCACAUUACUAUUAUUAAUCACCUCGGUCCCAGAAGGCAGGAGGCACUCUCUCCAGUGCUUCUCUUCCUCAAAGCAUCUUCUAUUUUGUGAUCACCGUACAAAUCCACGUCAAUCAUUGAUUCAGACCAAAUACAAUGAGAAAUGAACAUCUACCACAACUAUUGCCAAGUCAGAUAGAGUCUGCAAUAGCAGUCUUGAUGCCUGGAAUUGUAAUGUGGUAACUUUCACUGAGAUCUGUUGCUCAGAAACGGGUCUUUCUCCAGCUCUGAGACACAUUGUUGGUCAAAAAAACAUAAUUUUAGCAUUCAUUUGAAUCCUAAUUACAAAAGCCCUUUUUUUAAGCUAGAAAAUAACAACUUGUAUUUAUAUAACGCCCUUCAUGGG